CCAAGCCUGGCAGAGGUAACAGAAGGACCUGGAGCUCCUGGUGCCUCAGACAAAACACCCCCAGAGAGAAUAAAUGCCUUUAACACUCAUACACAUCUGGAUUCCUGUGAACAAUGAGGAUUAUCACCUGCCAGUGGACUCUUGUGGCUAUCGUAGCUUCACUCUCUGUGGUGUUAUGCACUAAGGUCAAAACUACAGCCAAACCAAAGUACCUGUAUACAAAGAAGCCCGUCCCACAAGUAACACCACAAAUCCCGGUCACCACCAGUGUGCCCAAGACUCUUAAAAUAGUGGUGACUCCAAAGCCUGCGCAGCCUCAGCCACAGCCUCCGCCGCAGCCCACUGCAUUGAGGACCACCUACUUGGACCACAACCUUCCACAGCACUAUGGUGAAAACACUGAGCCCCCAGGUGUCGGCCCAGACAAUUACACCCUGGACUACAAUGAGUGUUACUUCAACUUUUGUGAGUGCUGUCCACCUGACAGGGGACCCAGGGGGCCAAAGGGAGAAAGAGGCUCAGCAGGACCCCCAGGUGAUAUAGGACCUGCAGGACCGCAGGGUAUACCUGGACCUCCUGGAAUGAGUGGUCCAAUGGGCUUUAAAGGAGAGAAAGGGGAUCAAGGUGAGAAAGGACACAGUGGAGCAUCAGGGCCACCAGGUAUUUCAGGAAAAUCUGGACAAAAAGGUGAGGCUGGUCUUAAAGGUGAAAAGGGUGAAGCAGGAUUACAAGGUGCCAAAGGUAUACAAGGAGAAAAAGGAGAACCUGGCCAAAAUGGAACUGGCGGUGAGAAAGGAGAACCAGGACCAGAAGGGCCUGUUGGACCUCCUGGCAUAGCUAUGGGGCAGGGUCCUAAAGGAGAGAAGGGGGAUAAAGGGGACUGUGGCAUAUUUGGGGAGAGAGGUCCUAAAGGUGACCGUGGGGAACCUGGUGCUCCAGGCAUUCAAGGUGCUAUGGGGAUUCCAGGAUUGCAUGGCAAACAUGGCACCCCUGGCCCUGUUGGCAUCAGAGGAGAUCCAGGACACCCUGGCCCUCCAGGUGAACCAGGGGUUCCAGGGCCCCAAGGGCCACAAGGGAUACGGGGAAUGCCUGGGCCAAAAGGGGAUAGAGGGUAUCCUGGCAUAAGAGGUGAGAGGGGCUUCCGUGGAUUAAAAGGAGCAAAAGGUUCAGGAAUGCCUCAGAAACGUUCUGCCUUUAGUGUCGGCAUCUCUCCAAAGAAAUCCUUUCCUCCUUCUGGCUUCCCAAUCCGCUUUGACAAAAUCUUCUACAAUGAAGAAAACCACUUCAACAUGAGCUCCAAUAGCUUCACAUGCGUCCACCCCGGGGUUUAUGUCUUUUCCUUUCACAUCACGGUACGUAAUCAGCCUCUGAGAGCCACACUUGUGGUGAAUGGGUCACGGAAAGUCAGGACACGUGACUCUCUAUAUGGCCAAGAUAUCGACCAGGCAUCAAGUCUAGUGGUGUUAAGACUGGCAUAUGGAGAUCAGGUCUGGAUGGAGACGUUCAGAGACUGGAAUGGGGUGUACGCCAGCAGUGAGGACGACAGCAUCUUCUCUGGGUUCCUGCUCUACUCAGACAAAGCCUAAAACCUAUUUGGUUUGCAAUGCUGACAAUCUGUCUCUUCUGCUUAACUGUUACAACCUCAUCACAGCAAAUGCUGAGGGUGCUAUGCUAUACUGUAACUGUGAAAUACUUGUCUGUAAAUUUGUUGUUUAAAUUCUCUCAUCAGGAUUU
Messenger RNA from Cyprinodon tularosa, 1734 nucleotides. RefSeq names its product otolin 1b (gene otol1b). The transcript has 5 exons. The record is from RefSeq and is a predicted model, not a curated record. The coding region runs from base 114 to 1586 and encodes 490 amino acids. Gene Ontology annotation, molecular function: protein binding. Lineage: Eukaryota; Metazoa; Chordata; Actinopteri; Cyprinodontiformes; Cyprinodontidae.